Xiphophorus maculatus (southern platyfish) is the source of this 2081-nucleotide messenger RNA. Its product is annotated as E3 ubiquitin-protein ligase MSL2-like. Gene Ontology annotation, cellular component: MSL complex. Gene Ontology annotation, molecular function: ubiquitin protein ligase activity. The coding region runs from base 102 to 1802 and encodes 566 amino acids. The transcript is spliced from 3 exons. NCBI's taxonomy places the organism in Eukaryota, Metazoa, Chordata, Actinopteri, Cyprinodontiformes, Poeciliidae. The record is from RefSeq and is a predicted model, not a curated record.
CGGGGUUAAUUUAUCUCUGUGUGGCUUCCUUCCUCCCUUUCUUUUUUUUAUGUGUUUUUAACGUACUGAUCCACUUAAACGGACCGAGCCAGCCAGCUGAGAUGAACCCGGUGAAUGCCACCGCUCUCUACGUGUCGGCGAGCCGCUCGGUGCUGCAGUGCGACCCCGGAGAUCCCCGGGAACUGGCGGAGCUCUGCAAGGUGUUGCCGUUUUUCCGCCAGUCCCUGUCCUGCCUGGUCUGUGGUAACCUGCUGCAGGACCCCAUCGCUCCCACCAACUCGUCCUGCCAGCACUACGUCUGUCGCGGCUGCAAAGGUCAGCGGAUGCAGCUGAAGCCGUCCUGCAGCUGGUGCAAGGACUACGCCUGCUUCGAGGAGAACCGCCAGCUCUCGCUGCUCGUCCGCUGCUACAGGAAGCUCUGCCUCUACAUCACGCAGUCGCCGCUGGCGCCGCACCUUUCCAGCGCCGCCGGUGACUCGCCGGACCUGCAGGCCAUCCUGGAGGAGGGGCUGGCGCUGGCCGAGAGCGAGCCGGAGUCGAAGGUCGUCUCCGGGUCGCCGUCGUCACCGCCGCCUAGGACUGCGCCAGACGAGGCUCCGCCCCCGACAGUGGUCAAAGACGAGGAGCGGGGCGCCACGGUGAACGGGCUCCACGACUGCAACGGCCUGGUGGGCUCGGACUCGCUGCAGCCCGUCGCCGUGGAAACGGGCGUGGCCAAGCAGGAGGGUUUCUCGGAGGAGCUGCCGGUGUGUGUGAGCGUGGCGGCCGGCGGGGGGGUGGAGCUCUGCGACAUCAGCCAUUUUGGGGAGGAGCUGAAGCACGGCGGGGGGUCUCUGCUGCUCAGCGUGGAGGAAGUGCUCAGGACUCUGGAGACGGACCCUGCCGAGCCCGACUACCCCGCCCUGAAUGGGCCGCACCGCCUCGACCCCGCCUGCCUCGUCCUGGACAGUGGUCCCCGCCUGCCCCACCCCCACCUGUUGCCCCAGCCCUCCGCCGUCGCCCCCCAUGUCCCGCCGCGCUGCCACCGCAAGCGCUCCCGCUCGGAAAGCGACAGCGAGAAGGUGCUGCCCCUCAACAUCACCAGCCUCCUGCGGGGGCCCGCACUCCCCGUCCCGCAGCACCACGCCGCCACCGCCAAACACGAGCCCAGGUUUCCCACGGCCGUGCCCCACCCCCACCUGGCACCGGUCCCCAACGGCGGCCCCCCAAGGGUCGGCAAGACGGUUCUGGUCCCCAACAAGGCCCUGAAGAAGACCAUGGAGCACCACGGGCCCAACAAGAAGCCCUACACCAAGGCCCGGCAGGGGGCCCCCAAACCGCGCUCCCAGCCCCGCGACAGGGCGCCACCCCACCCACACCCCCUCUCUCACCCGCCGAGCCCCUCCAAGCCGCUCUACAAAAAAGCCGUGGAGAAGAAAGGCUGCAAGUGCGGCAGAGCAACUCAGAAUCCAUCAGUGUUGACCUGCAGGGGGCAGCGCUGUCCCUGCUACUCCAACCGCAAGGCGUGUCUGGACUGCAUCUGCCGCGGCUGCCAGAACUCCUACAUGGCCAACGGCGAGAAGAAGCUGGAGGCCUUCGCCGUUCCGGAGAAGGCUCUGGAGCAGACCCGCCUCACGCUGGGCAUCAACCUCACCAGCAUCACGGCGGCCGCCCUGCGGAGCCCCGCCGCCGGCUCCCCGGGCGGCGCCCUCCUCAACGUCACCACGGCGACCGGCGCGCCCGUCUCCGCCGCCUUCCUGUCGGGCGCCGGCCACGACAACCGGGCCUUCGAGGAGUCGCUGGAGAUGCGGUUUGACUGUUGAGGGCGCGGCACUUCUUCCUACAUUCCCGGGUCGACCUGCAGCGGAGCCAGAACCAGAACCAGAACCAGAACCAGGCAGCUACACGGCGGGGCGGUGCAUGUGGAGGAACACUGCAAAAAAAUAAAAUUUUACCAAGUAUUUCUGGUCUCGUUUCUGCUGCAAAUAUGUUAGCGCACUUAAAGUAAGAAAACCAACUUUAAGGUAACUUUUCUGCAACAUAAAGGAGAUAAAGUUAAUAAAAUAAUUCAUUAAUUUAAAACUUGUACUUUCUAAUAAGCA